Symbiodinium sp. CCMP2592 is the source of this 7476-nucleotide messenger RNA. Lineage: Eukaryota; Dinophyceae; Suessiales; Symbiodiniaceae. The record is from the annotation of a GenBank genome assembly.
AUGCUUACUGCUGAUGAUGGUUUGAUUGCCGUCGUCAUCGGCAACAGGAAGGACCAACGAGCUGAGCUUGAAGUCUGCAACAACAUUCGAACAACAGGUCUCCUGGUGAACCACGAUCAAUUGGUAAAGAGCUACUUCCAGCAUCGUUCCGCAGACGAGCUGUCGAUGUGCAGCCCGGAGUGGCUGCGGGAGAAGGCCCUGCGCCUACAGCGAGCAAGAGCUCGCAUCCGGGUACGCCGCGCUCAGGCGGCCUUGGUCCAGCCACCACGGCGCGACUUGUUGCGCCUCGAGUCGCACCACAGCAGACCUCGUUACAGGUCGAGUCGGUUGCCGGUCAUGGGAAAAGGCUGGGAUCAGAACAAGCCAAAGGGCAACGGCAAGCCCUCUGGCGGCUCGCGAUGGGGAUACUGGCGUGGCUCUUGGGGGAGCCCCUCUUACAAGGAGCAGGAUUAUGGCGCUUGGGAGAAUGCGGAGCCGUCUUCAGCGUUCCCUGCCUACGAUGCCAAGGACCGUGCCUCGGCGGUCAAGCGAGCCGAGAAGGAAGUACCCAAGGCUGCUGGCAAAGCGGCAGGCCGUGGGAAAGAUGCUCCAGAUCCCGAAGGUUACCUCACGGCUGGUCUUCAGGAUUAUAUCAACAGUACACGCAAGGCAGAGCAACGAGUGAGAAACCUCACCGCGACGCGAGCUCAGAAGGUGAAGUUGUGGGAGAAGUGGCAGGAGGACAUGAAAGUGUCGUACCUGCGCGAGCUCACCCGUUUCGAGAAAGCGAUGCGUACUUUGGAUGCAGACCUGGAGGCAGCUGUUGGAGCUCGGGACGAGGCAAGACAAGCGAUUCGCCAGCACAUCCAGAACGAGGGCCACGUGGCCGUCGACGCAGGCGAGGAGGAAGAGAUCAAUUGGGAGGAUAUGACGCGACAGUGGAGGCAAGAACAACAGGAACAAAAGGACCAGGAUGCUCCUCGGGAAGUUUUGCGAAGGGCUAUGAAGCUGCAGGAGGCGCCUUCUGUGGCUCCGCCCGCGGUGGCCCCGAGUCUUGGAGGCCUCAUGACUCCCGAGGCAGCAGCAAAGCUUUUCAUGGCGACAAUGACGGGACAGAUGAUGAGUGCCUUUCAGCAGGAGCCAAGGGCGGCCGAUGUGAGCAUGGCCGGUGCGCCCUCCGCUAUGGCCCCCCUGCCAUCACAGGCUGCUGGUGCCGUGGAUCCGAGCCUUGCUGCCCCAUAUGUCGCAUCGCCUUCUACACGGCAUACGGAACACCCUACCAGUCCCAACUUGCCGCCCAAGGGUACUACGGCUCCUCGUCCUCGGCCCAGUCCCCGUCAACCAUUGAAAGGUGCACCUCUGCAACCGGUGCAUACACAGACGCCAGCCAAACUGGAGUCCAAGUUGGAAGCAAAGCGGGCAGCUCUCCAGUCGGAGAUGGAGGCUGCUGCAACAGAUGCGGCCCGGGAGUCAGCGGCGCAGGCCACACGGAGUGCCGAAGCCCCGCAGCGAGUGCAGCUCAACGACGACGACAGUUCCGAUGUGGAGCCUAUGGAUCGCGGUCCACCAGGGAGCUGUCGGCUCACUGGGUUCGUGAACUCGGCGGUUCCUCCCCGCUUUUACUGCACCCAGGCGGUUGAGCAAUUUCAGGCUGCACUCCCAGAUGUGUUGAUGCAGGACGGGCCUCUAGCUUCGACAGAUGAUGAGACCCGGCCGCAUCUGCAGCGUGUUGUGCCGGUUGUUCCUCAGCCAAAUCGUGGCGCCGCCGCAUUCCUGGCGUUUCCUGCCUGCUUGGACGACUUCGAGCGAGUCGCUGUUGUUCUGGACCUCUCGCAUGUGGGAGGAGGUGUGUUUGCGGUGCAUCUUGCAUCAGGUUGCACUGCUGAGGCUUUGCUUCACCUUGUACGAGCAGAGGUCAAUUGUGAGCUUGAGGACGUUGCCAUACAUGUCAAUGCAGCCACCGAGCCCACAGAUCGCAACGAGGCCCUUGGUGUAGCUCAUGGUAGCCUUGUUGUGUUGCUACGGAGGGAGUCUCCUGUGCCUGCACAUCAGGAUAUUGUCUCUCUUCUGCAGAGCACGGACACUUGGGAGCCUGUUGUUGAGCUGAGGGUUUCGAGCGGUGGCCAUGCUGUUGCAGUCUGGUUUCGUGAUGAAUUCCAUGUGCUGCAGCCCGAGCGCUUCCCAGGUCAAGAUGUCCUCAGUGUAAUUGCAGAUCGCUUUCGGGUGCCUGCUUGCACUCUGCACAUUGCCAGUACGCAAAGCCUCGAUGCAUUUGCGAUCAACGGUGAGGCAUGCUGCACCCUUUCAGUCGUUUCCGAAUAUUCUGGUCCGGCUGAUGACGAUUUUGGGCAGUACACUGCAAGAGAUGUGCUUAGCAUUGUCUGUGAUCUCCGUCCUGCCGGAUUCGUGCCCCUCGUUGUCCGAAUGGAAGAAGACUUAUGGGAUGUUUCUGCCCUUCAACGACGUCUUGCAGUGCCUAGCACUGAAUCUUGGCUUUUUGGCUUUGAGGAGGUUCUCAAGAGUGGAAGCUGGCAGGAUCCCUGCCUUGCCGUGAUCCGCGCUGUGCAACUCUCGGCAAGCAGGCUUGCAGAAUCUGCUCUCAGGGCGCAGGACCCCUUUGGUUUGAUUGCAGCUGUCGUCCAGGGGUCGCACCUUCUUUCUUCUGGUGAACCUACGCGUGUCGGGGCUCUUUCGACUCCACGGCAGGGUCAGCUCCGCCCCGCCAUCGCUUCGGAUUCUGAAACAAGCGCAACUGGGUCACGUGGCCCGCCCGUUGAGGGACAGGUUCUUGUCUUGACGGUUGAUAGGGCUAGCACGGUUUUUGAGUUCGAGCUAGCAGUCCCGGCGACUAUAGCUGAAUUGAUCGCUGUUGUCGAUGAGGAGCGGGCGCCUGCCUUUUACCUCCAAUACCCCAACCUCGUUGAGGUUCUGCCACAGCCAUCCUCUCGAUGGGCGACCCUUUUAGCUCUCCCUGGGUGGACCGCUGCAGCGGAUGUUGUCGUCUUGGAUACCACGGGUAUCGACGGGCGCAUCUUUCCGGUUUGCUUUCCACAUCUUGCGAGCUUUGCGCGCAUUUGCGAACUUGCCGGUCUUUCUCCUGAUGGCAAUUUUGCUAUCUUUCCGUUUGGCGCGCAGGUGCCCCUUGCACAGGAUGACGCUGUGCGCAUUGUGCAGCACGGCUGUGUUUUCAUCAGGCAGCAGGGCGCUCCGCCCCCUGUUACAGGCUCGUUACUUGACAUGUUGUCUUCUGCAGCAGGCUGGGAUGUGGAGGUCGAAGUGCCGCGCGGACCCGGGGGUCUUCGUAGCAAUUUUGCUUGCAUUGUUCUUGAGGAAGGAGCGCGUCUGCUUACUCUCAGGCCCUUGCACGGCAGGCAUCAUCUUGAAGCCCUCGCUGAAGAGUACGGCUUGCCGUUGCAUUGGACAACUGCUCAGGCCACCAGGCCCUUGGUGCAGAACGCCUGCCAUCAAGGCUACAGGUGCAAAGGUGUUGCGCUUGUUUCCAGCGCUUUUCCCAAUGUCCCAGUCCCCCCUGCGCGACACAGGCCGGGGGAUUUUGUGAUUGCUCUGGACUGCCGUUCACUCUUUCAAGGGUGGCACCAAUAUGUUGUACGAGACUUUCGCUGUUCUCACUCGGAAAUCGCCAUGCAUUUUGACACUUUUGCACCAGACGGUUUCCUUGUCCAGAUUGAUGGAGCUAGCUUGGAAGAUGACAAUUUGAUUGUCAGCAAAGGCAUGGUCCUUACUCUCACUUGGACUCCGGUUACCCCUGCAUCGCAGAUUCAAGAGGCGAUCGUGAUUCGGAUCCUGUUAGCGCUGAUUAUGCAGGUGAUCAUGUGCUCCCCACCGAUGUCCGGGGAGAUGAGCGGCGUAGCCGCAGCCGGUCUCCUCUCGGACAUGCAGCGGCGCAUCUGCUUUUUGCGUCAGUGCUGGCUGCCCAAGGGUCAAGUGCCGAAUCUGCACGAGUUGCAAGGGUCCCCGAUUUUGAUUUUGGUCCAUUGCAGCGUCCUGUUCCCGCGGCCUUGCUGCCGGUGCCGGCCCCCAUUGCCGGAGGUUGUUCGCCAGCCUGUUGAUAUCCCUUUCCUGGUCUUUGCUUGCGAGUACUGGCCUGAAACCCUUUCUGUUGUGUUGGCGCCGCCGGUCUCCGUGUUGCAAGCCUUGGCAUCCGUCAAUGAAGCCCGCGACGGCUUCUAUCGAGACUUAUUUCCAGUGCUGCUCCCAGUCAAUCCGCAACCACUGUCGGGAGAGGGCAUCGUUCUUGCAAUCCCCAGUUGGAGCUUUGAUUUUGUUCCUGUCCUCGUUGACCGUAUACACUUGGAUGGCCGUAUGCACUGUGCCAUGAUGUCACCUGUCAUGGACCGGCUGUCUAUUUUGCGAGCCAUCGGGCAGGAGCCUAGGGACGAUGUAGUGGUUUAUGUCCGUGAUCACCCUUGGGUCUUGGGCAAUGGGCAAACUUGCCCACUCCAGCCGGGAGAUCUCAUUUGUGUCGCGAGGGUUGACCACGGUGCCAUUAUCACAAUGAGCUUGGAGGAUGCUCUCCUCUCGACCGAAGGAUGGCUCCCGGAGGCCCCUCUCCCAGGUUCAUACGAUGCCGCAUACCGAAUCAUCUGGGAUCACUGCGCUGAUGGUGUAUAUUCCCGGACGGUGCUUGCCGCGGUACCCGUUACUGUGCUCGCAGCUGCCGGGGACCCAGGCAUAGUCAUUGUCGACAUGCGACCCAUCCUGCAGGGUCUACAGUGGCAAGUUUUGGGUUCUCAAGGUUUCGACCUGGAAGCUUUCGUCCAACGUAUGCGACCGCACUGUCCAUCCGACUGUUUUGUGCAAGUCCGUGGAGGUACCGUGCGACACACGGCAUGGAGUACAUUCCUGACCGUUCCAUCUGGUGGCGUUCUGACUGUGCACUUUGUUUUGGCAGACUUUGAGAGUAGUGCUACUGAUGAGGACGGCCGGUCGGAACCAGGUGAUGAUGAGGAGCCCGGCGGCGAUGAGGAUUCCGAUGGAAGAGAUGCUGGCAACUUUUACAGAGGACAGAGCAGUUCAGGCGGUGCCUCCUCUGGGCCUGCGGCGUCUUCCUCCGAGUACGUUGGCUCAGCUUCACCCUGCGGCGAUGGUAGUUGCCUACGCCUCCCCUUUCUUGGAGUUGGUUUGCUGUGCUUUUGUGCGGCGUAUGCUGUUCUUGUUGUCGGUCGAGUAGCCAUGUGGAGCGCUGAGGAGCACCAACCUGCCCAUUCUGCUGGGCAUCAACGCCUCACCCCUGUCCUCCCGACAAAAGCAGAUGAGCCGCCUGCUCGCAACGACUCCUAUGAUUUCGCCUUUCCUGCUUACAAUUGGUGGUCGGCUUGGUGUGGGUCAGGUGUUGCAUGGUUCUUCCCUGGUGUCGGUUUUCGGCCGAGGGCUGGGAGGCGUGCAAGCGUACCUUGGCCAGCGGGACCCGGCAGCAGUUCAGGCGUCCCCUUUCGAGCCCCUUGGCUUUUGUUGUACGCGGCUGGUGGUCUCCUUUUGUUGGCGCGCCCAGUGCAAGGGGUGCAGUUCGUGCCUCCGGUCAUCGAAGGAGUUGACAGCUGUAGUGCUGACUGUGAAGUUCGUGACAUUGCAGAGCGAGGUUUUGUUGCCAUGGUGGCCGUGCUGUCUUACAGCGUGUCCCUACUCCGUGCCGUAGGCGAGUGCCCCUUGUUGAGCGUGUGCGAAGGGGGCGAGACUUGGCAGGACGCCAUUUGCGGCUGGUUUGCUCCAGAUGCAGUUGGUCCUACCCUUCUCGAGGUCUGUGUCAUGGAGGACGCUGCUCCCUUCUUCAUGGCCCGCACUCUCAUUGAAGCUGUGUGGGAAUUUCUGCAUGAAAACAACGCUUGCGUCUUACCCCUUCUGCCAGCGCUUGAUGAUGGUGCUGACAACGGUGGCAAGAUUGAGGAGGCAAAGCCCGCUAGAAUUCUUGUCUUGGAGGACCUGGUGCCUGAUGCAUCGGCCGUGUCAGCAGCAGACGUCGAGAUUUUUGAUUUGACAGAGGGCCAGUGCGCGUUGCCGUGCUCUGUCGGUCAGGCGCAGACCCUCUUUCAGAAGAUUGACUUGCGGCGUGUAAAUGCUGUGCCUUGCAAUGUUCCGAAGCCGGAGCGUUUUCAUGCUUGGGUCGCCGACGGGGCCGUGGGGAGGACACCAGGACCUCAUGAGACGCUCGUCCUUACAGCAGACGGCUCCUAUAACCCGGACACAGGGGCCGCAGGAUGGGCCGUAGUGCUCAGUGCUUCCAGUGAUGCGGCUCUGGAUGUGGGGCAGUUCAUUGGGUGUCUUUUUGGGUCGGUCGUCCCCGCUGUUGCUCCGGAAGGCAAUUCUGCAUACAUUGCUGAAGUGGUUGGGCUUUGGUGGGCGGCCGUGGUUGCUUUUCAGGUCCCGACACCGGUUGCAGUGCUGUUCCGUGCGGAUAAUCAGGCAGCCUUGGAUGGUGUGAGCGGAUCUGUGCAAACGCCUGAUACUGCUCUGUGCACUGCAGCGAGAAGUUUCCACAUGGCUCUGGACAUCCUUAGCAAUCAGGAGGCCGCCUAUCGGCAUGUCCGUGGGCAUUGUGGCGACGUGGCCAAUGAGCUGGCUGACGGACUCGCUAAUCUGGGCGCAGUUGGCCACGACCGUGUUGGGCCAUUCAUGAUGUCGCCGGAGGAAUGGCUGUCACAUGGGGCUGCCGCGGCCAAGUGGCUUCCGCAUGUUUGUUUGAGUACUGCACGGCCGAGGUCUUUGCCACAACAUCGAGAUAACUUAUUUGCGUGGAGUGCCCGACAAGCCCCGCCUGUGCUUACUCCUUCGCAACUUCUCCAUCCCUUUACUCGGGCCCUGGGGGCCCAUGCAGGCACCCCCUCAUGCAAGAGUCACGAGUUUAUGUGCCGUUGCGUGUCCUUCAAUGCCCUGUCCCUGCUGCAGCCAGACGCCCCGGAUAAGGGAAAGAGUGACGGCUUGUACGGGGCCGUUGGUCGUGUUGGACUCCUUGCAGACUCGCUGAAAAGUGCUGGCGUUUUUCUGGCCGGUGUCCAGGAAGCCCGCACUCCCGAGGGUUGCAGCCGGCAUGAGGCCUACACUCGGUAUUGCAGUGGUGCUACAGAGCGCAACUGCUACGGCGUGGAGCUGUGGAUUGCGCGGGGCCCUGAUUGGCCCAUGCACUCGUUCUCCGUCGGGCAUGCCGAUCCCUGUAGGCUGAUUGGUUCUUUGGAGUUCUCGGGGAUGGUGCUGAGUGUUUUUGUUGGCCAUGGGCCACAUCGAGCACACCCGUCGCAGACCAAGCAAGCUUGGUGGGCCGAGUCUUUGAGACUUUGCAGAAACUUCACAGGGCCACCCGACUGGAUUGUUCUCGUGGACGGCAAUUGCCGGGUUGGCUCCGAAGUCUCGUCUUUCGUUGGCGGACACCAACCUGAUCUUGAGGAUGAGUCAGGUGCUGCAUUCCAUGAACUGCUGCAACAGUUGAAAGUUUGGCUGCCUAGCACAUUUGCUUUUAGCAUGCAAGGUGGAGGAGGCACUUAG